Messenger RNA from Plectropomus leopardus (leopard coralgrouper), 1801 nucleotides. It is a transcript of the gene c1qtnf4, whose product is annotated as C1q and TNF related 4. Gene Ontology annotation, molecular function: protein binding. The record is from RefSeq and is a predicted model, not a curated record. NCBI's taxonomy places the organism in Eukaryota, Metazoa, Chordata, Actinopteri, Perciformes, Serranidae.
AGUUUAAGCUCAGCGCUUCACAUCCAAGGACAGAAGACAUACAUACAGAUACAAUGGUGCUUCCAGCAAGUGUGCUCAUUGGCCUGCUGUGCUUCAGCCAUGCCGGCGGUGUGUGGGGUUUCGCCCGCCUGCUGGAUGACGUGGAGCUACGCUCAGCUUUUUCUGUUGCACGCACCAACAGCAUGGAAGGCGGGCCCAAGAUGACCGUGACCUUUGACACUGUUUAUGUCAACAUUGGUGGGGAUUUUGACCCCAAGGCUGGCUUGUUUCGCUGUCGUAUCACUGGGGCCUACUACUUCUCCUUCACAGUGGGAAAGUUCCCACACAAAGACCUGUCAGUGAUGCUGAUGAAGAACAGGAACGAGGUGCAGGCCAUCGUCUACGAGGAAAAUGCUGGAGAGGAGAGGAAGGUGCAGAGCCAGAGCGUCAUGCUGCAGCUGGAGUUCGGCGACACCGUCUGGCUCCGUCUCCAUGGUGACCCUCGCUACGCACUCUACAGUAACACUGGACACUACACCACCUUCAACGGUUACCUUGUCUACCCCGACACCUACGGCUUCCAGACACACCACCACCAACACCAUCCCGCCUUCAACUCCCAGCAGCCCCAGCAAGACAACACCCCACUGGUGAACAGCAACCAGGCCACAGAGAACAUCAAGACAAGAGACACAGCAGUUGUCGAAGAGAAAGAGCAGCAACAAAGGGAAGAAGAAGAGGAGGAGGACGAGGAUGAAGAGGAUGACCAGAGAUCUGCUUUCUCAGUUGGGCGCACCCAGAGCAUUGUGGGAGUCGACCAAGUGGGCAUGCCGCAGCACCAACCAGUCAGCUUUGACACGGCGUUCGUCAACAUCGGAGAAGACUUCAACGUGACGGAGGGAAUGUUCACUUGCCGAGUUCCCGGAGCUUACUACUUCUCCUUCAAUGUGGGCAAGCUGCCGCAGAAAACGCUCUCCGUCAAGCUGAUGAAGAACCACCUGGAGGUGCAGGCAAUGAUCUACGAUGACAGCCAGGGGGAGAAAGCUCUGCAGAGUCAAAGCUUGAUGCUGUCACUGAAACCGGGAGACACUGUCUGGCUCUACUCCCACCAGAGAGAUGGCUUCGGGGCCUACAGCAACCACGCCAAGUACAUCACCUUCACUGGUUUCCUGGUUUAUCCAGACAUCCCCAACGCCACCACCAGCAGCCAAUCAUAUGCAGACAAGAAACCCUAGCUGCAGCACAUGGGCUAGGGACUGAACAUUGUGGGGGGAAUUCAUGCCAAGUAGAAGAGUCUCCGAGUCCACCAGAAGAGUUCAGCGUGGAGAAUAUUUGUGGUUGUCUCUGAAGCUUCUUCUUCAUAUGAAUUCCUUCGCAAAGUCACAGGGACCUUGGACUAAGUGCGGCGCUUAAAUGAGAAUCUCUUCAUUUUCCAGUUAAUGGCUUCCUGGGAUAUGACUUCAUCACACUAAAAUGUGGAACCUUCAAUGACAGUAAUGUGAACUCUAAUUGAAUAUUUCACUCUAUAAUGAAAACACAGUCAUUACCUGCUCACCUCUGUGUCAGCCCAACUCUUGUUUAAGUUAGUAUGAACACCACAAGUUAGAUAUUGUAUCUCUAUGUGACUGGAAUUAACAGCAGCUCAAAGAACAAUCCUGUGUCAACAGUAUUAUAUAAUCAUAUGGUUAACAGUGGGAGCAAAUGUUGGAAGAAAGUUGGUGCAUCUCCCAUUAAGGUUAAAAACAAAAUGGAAGUUCCAUCUGAUUAUCACACUCAAACAAAAUGUUGAUGGAAUAUAUUUUUUACUGACUUCAUCCUUUCU